Molecule: messenger RNA, 318 nt
Organism: Verticillium alfalfae VaMs.102
Lineage: Eukaryota; Fungi; Ascomycota; Sordariomycetes; Glomerellales; Plectosphaerellaceae
Exons: 1
Coding region: 1-318 (105 amino acids)
Source: RefSeq, a predicted model, not a curated record
AUGACUUGCAAGGCCAGGAACAACGAGCCAAGGGUUCGGCACGAGGUAAUCCCAUUCCGCCAUCCAGAUACCCUCGCCUACCCUCCCCAACCCUUCGACACGGCUUGGCCCGACACCGACGCCACCACUAGUUCGACCUUCAACUGCCCGACGGCGCCUCACCAAUGCGCUACUCCGGGCCCACCGAAGCUCGACCAGCAGCGUCUGCAGGCGUCCCCCCGUUUCGCCGAGCCCUUCACAAGCCACGGCGGCUGCAUUCCGUGCUGGCUGGAGUCGCAGAGCAUGUACAGUCCCAACUGCAUCCACCGUCGCAAUUAG